Paramecium tetraurelia is the source of this 702-nucleotide messenger RNA. RefSeq lists its product as uncharacterized. Gene Ontology annotation, biological process: protein secretion; regulation of exocytosis. The transcript has 4 exons. The record is from RefSeq and is a predicted model, not a curated record. Gene Ontology annotation, molecular function: GTPase activity; GTP binding. Lineage: Eukaryota; Ciliophora; Oligohymenophorea; Peniculida; Parameciidae.
AUGAAUAACAGAGGUUAUGACCAUUUGUUUAAACUUGUUAUUAUUGGAAAUAGUGGAGUUGGUAAGUCAUCUCUACUUAUAAGAUACGCUGAUGAUAAAUUUAGUGAAAAUUAUAUCUCCACUAUUGGAGUUGACUUUAAAUUUAAAACCUUUCAAUUAGAUGGCAAAGGCUUAAAGUUAUAGAUUUGGGAUACUGCUGGUUAAGAAAGGUUUAGAACGAUUACAAAUUCAUAUUAUAAAGGAGCUGAUGCCAUUGUACUUGUAUAUGAUACUACUUGCUUAUAAUCAUUUGAGGAAAUUGAAAAAUCUUGGUUAGACGAAAUAUACAAGCAUGCAGGCAGGAAUACAACCAUUCUUUUGAUUGGAAAUAAAAGUGAUUUACCCAAUAAAACUGUUUCAACAGAGAGGGCUCAAGUUUAUGCAAAAGAGAAACUUAUGUUAUUCAAAGAAGCAAGUGCUAAAACAUCACUUGGUGUCAAUUAAGCAUUUGAAGAGCUUUCAAGGUUACUAAUAAUUAAGAAAAACUUGGAAGUAGAAGAAAAAAAAUUAAAAAGAAAUUAAAAAAAAAAUAUAACUAAAUUAGAUUUUGAUAAGAAAGAAUCUUACGAGACUCAAAAUGAACCAAAAGAAAAUAUUAAUUUAUGGUUAAGACCUAAACCCAAAUAAGAAGAUAGAAUAUAAUAAUAAUAAUGUAAUUGUUGA